This is a messenger RNA of Anas platyrhynchos (mallard), 711 nucleotides long. Lineage: Eukaryota; Metazoa; Chordata; Aves; Anseriformes; Anatidae. The record is from RefSeq and is a predicted model, not a curated record.
AUGGGGCUCAAAGCUCUCCUGACCCUUCCUUUGUUGGUGUUUGAAGGGGCUGCGGAGGUGAGGCUAGCAGAUGGUGACGGGCGCUGUGCUGGGAGAGUGGAGAUGAAACUCCAUGACGAGUGGGGGACCGUGUGCCAUUUCUACUGGGACAUGUCCGAUGCUGCAGUGGUUUGUAGGCAGCUGGGCUGUGGGGUUGCUCUUGAAGCUCUUCACAAAGCACACUUUGGGCCAGGAUCUGGGCCCAUUUGGAUGGUUGCUGUUGCGUGUAAUGGCAAGGAGUCUGCCCUGUCUGACUGCAAUCAUGCAGGACGUGGUGAAUCCUACUGUUCUCACAAUCUGGAUGCUGGAGUGAUAUGUUCAGGAUUUGUCCGGCUGGUCGGAGGGGACAGCCCUUGCUCAGGAAGUCUGGAGGUCUACGACAGGGACCAGUGGAAAGCUGUCUGUCACUCUCACUUUGGUGCCAAAGCUGCCGAGGUGGUGUGCAGGGAGCUGCAGUGUGGCACAGCCCUGUCUGUCCAUGGGGCAGCUCAGCUGGGAGAAGGGGCCGGUCCUUUCUGGGACAGAGAGCUGCAGUGUGUGGGGAAUGAAUCCACCAUCCUCUUCUGCCCCUGGAGAGCCCCUGGGAAUGAGGCCUGCACCCACAGCAAUGACCCUUAUGUCAUCUGCACACAGUACACAGGGUUCAGGCUGGUGAAUGGCAGCACAGUGUGA